GGGGGGGGUGGGGCGGGAGCGCCAAGAUGGCGGCGGCGGCGCCCUGAGCCCCGCGGAGCGCAGCGCGGGAGCAGCGCUGCCAGGGGAGGGAGGGCAGCGCCAUGGAGGCGGCGUGCGGCGACGGCGGCCACGACGGCGGCGGCCAUGACAGUCAUGGCGGCGACCACGACGGCGGCGGCCAUGACGGCCCCCACCACCACCACCACCACCACCACCACCACCACCACCACCAGCAGCAGCAGCAGCACCACGGCAGCCAUCCGGGCCUCCUCCACGUGGACUUCCCCGAAAUCACCAGCGCCCUCCUGGCCAACCUGAACCAGCAGCGCGUGGAGGGGAAGCUGUGCGACAUCUCCAUCCACGUGCAGGGCCGCGUCUUCCGCGCCCACCGCGCCGUGCUGGCCGCCUCGUCGCCCUACUUCCACGACCAGGUGCUGCUGAAGAACAUGACCUCCAUCGUCCUGCCCAACGUCAUGGACCCCUCGGCCUUCGAGACGGUGCUGGGCUCGGCCUACACGGGGCGGCUGUCCAUGGCGCCGGAGGAGAUCGUCAACUUCCUGACGGUGGGGAGCGUCCUGCAGAUGUGGCACAUCGUGGAUAAGUGCACCGAGCUGCUCAAGGAGGGCCGCGUCGCCGUGGGGCUGGCGGCGGCUGUGGGGUCGUCGUCGUCAUCGGUGGGGCCGUCGUCGUUGGGGUCGUCGUCGUCGUCGGUGGGGCCGUCGUCGCUGGGGUCGUUGUCAAUGGGGCCGUCGUCGUUGGGAGUGGGGCCGUCGUCGUCAAUGGGGCCGUCGUCCUUAGGGAUGGGGUCGUCGUCGUCAGUGGGGCCGUCGUCGUUGGGGUCGUCGUCGAUGGGACCGUCGUCCUCCGUGGGGCCGUCGUCAAUGGCGGUGGGGCCGCUGUCCUCCGUGGGGCCGACGUCGUUGGGAAUGGGGUCGACGCCGUCCUCCGUGGGGCCGUCGUCGUUGGCCGUGGGGCCGUCGUCGUCCUCCGUGGGGCCGUCGUCGUCGUCGCUGCGCUCCCACUCCAGCCGCACCAGCGACAACCAAUCCCCCAGCAGCUCCAACUACUUCAGCCCCCGCGAGACCCCCGAGGAGCCCCCCAGGGCCCCCCAGCCCCGCGACGGGGCGGCCUCCAAGAGCUCCGCGGACGCUCUGGAGCCGGAGGAGGAAGAGGAGGAAGAGGAAGAAGAGCCGACGCGGCGGCCCCUCUACGUGCGGCCCAGCAUCGUGCCCCACAAGCAGUGGGUCUACGUCAAGCAGGAGUGGCUGCAGGAGGAUUUGGUCCUCACCUGCGAGGAGGACGAGGACCCCCUCCCCCCCCGCCCGCCCAAGACGGAGGAGGAGGAGGACGAGCAGGUCGACUUCUGCGAGUCCUCCGAGGACUUCCCGUCGCCCUACGGCGGCCUGGAGGAGCCCCCCGAGCCCCCCGGCCUCCCCCCCCGCCCGCUGCUCCCCAUGGACAUGCAGGGCAAUCAGAUCCUGGUGUUCCCCCCGCAGCCGGCGGCCGAGCACGGCGCCGUGCGGCUCACGGCGGCCCCGGACGGCAAUAAGAUCUUCAUGUGCCACUGCGGGAAGGCCUUCUCCCAUAAGAGCAUGCGCGACCGCCACGUCAACAUGCACCUCAACCUGCGGCCCUUCGCCUGCCCCGUGUGCAGCAAGAAGUUCAAGAUGAAGCACCACCUGACGGAGCACAUGAAGACCCACACCGGCCUCAAGCCCUACCAGUGCGACGUCUGCGCCAAGAAGUUCAUGUGGCGCGACAGCUUCGUGCGCCACAAAGGGCACUGCGAGCGGAGGCACCGCGCGGCCCGCGCAGCCCCACGGCGCGCAGCCCCCCGGGACCCCCCGGAAGGGGGGCGGGGAGUGGGCGGAGGCGCAGAGGGAGGCGGCGUUCGGAGGGGGGAAGGCGUGAAAGGGGGGCGGCGGUGGGGCGGGGGGGGAUGCGGGGACGCCCCGUAGCAGCCCGUGGGGCCGGGGGCGUCUGGGUCCGUCCUAUGGGGACGUCUGGGUGACGCCUCGGUCCCAUCCAUCCCACGUGGACAUCUGGGGCCAUCCCAUGGG
Messenger RNA from Gallus gallus (chicken), 2060 nucleotides. RefSeq names its product zinc finger and BTB domain-containing protein 22-like (gene ZBTB22). The transcript has 2 exons. The coding region runs from base 102 to 1958 and encodes 618 amino acids. NCBI's taxonomy places the organism in Eukaryota, Metazoa, Chordata, Aves, Galliformes, Phasianidae. Gene Ontology annotation, biological process: regulation of transcription by RNA polymerase II. Gene Ontology annotation, molecular function: DNA-binding transcription factor activity, RNA polymerase II-specific; RNA polymerase II cis-regulatory region sequence-specific DNA binding; protein binding. The record is from RefSeq and is a predicted model, not a curated record.